GAGUCAGAAACCCGUGGCAGUUUUGGAACAUUAAUGAGGGCAUGCAAGUCACUUUUUAUGUCCACAAGCUCGUCAGUCUGUGAUAGGCGACCUACCUAAUUAAUUUCCAUGCUUCGUCUAUGAGACACGGUGUAUCACCUUCCUGUGGUAUUGAUCCAGCAUCUUUUUAUUUACAUUUUCAUCACGAGCAUCUCAUUUUGAAUCCUUAAUUCUGUAGCUGUAAUUUUCAUGAAAUUUAUAAAAACAAUUAGGAUAAUAGAGGAGUGACGUCAUUUAAGAAGCAAAAUGAAAUUAUGGCUGGUAGCGAUUCAUAUAUUCCUGGUGGCAACUAAUCUCUGGGUUACGGCUAAUUUCCAUAACGAGGUGCCUGAGGAUAAUGAGUUCGCAGAGUUUGAGGAUUUCGAGGAAGAGAAGCCCAGUGCGCCAGCGAUUGAUCGCAUGACCGAAGAGUUUCGAGAAGCGGAGAGAAGCGAAGCCUUUGAUGAAGACGAUGUUAUGGUUGAGGAUGGAGAUGGAGAAUUCGAUCAUUUUCAAGAUGAAGAAGAAUUCGAGGGACUGGAUGCAACUGGUGGAAAUGCUGGACCAAAAACAGAUGAGCCUUCUACGCUAACUAUCACAAAGGUCCCUCUUCAUCUACGAGCAAGAUGGGAUGGUUUCUAUUUGGAGAUUCUAAUGGUUGCCGGAUUAUUGGUCUACUUCAUUAAUUACAUAGCUGGUCGAACUAAGAACUGCCGUAUUGCAGAAGUUUGGCUGGCCGACCAUAGGCAGCUUCUGAUAGACAACUUUUCCCUUGUCGGAGAUACUGGAAGAUCCAGCGAUGAAAACCCUGAAAAUGGUCUGAUAAAAGAAAGCGAGUCUCAGUACAGCCUUUACUGCUCCGGUAGAGUUGGUUGUAAUUCCUUGCUGGUUGAAUUAAAAUUAAUCAAAAGGCAGGAUUUGGUAGCACUGUUGGCGCAACUUGUUCGACCACAAAAUGACCAGGCUCAUUUAAGAGUUGAAUUCGCCAGAGACGAGACUGACACUUUCGUUCUAGCUGUUGCAGCAAAAAGGACUGCUGUGCAUAUGGUCCGAGACAUGGCUGACAUUAGCGUCUAUUGUCCAGAAAAGAGGCCAGGUGAGAAACUGGGCCUUCCAGCAGGUUUCAAUGUAAUGUCUGAAAUUGCAGAAGUCACUUCGGCUAUUCUCGAUACCAGAGUUCUCCAAGCCUUUGCUAAAUACGCCCCCUACAUAGACUACAUCCACAUCAGUGAUCAGUACAGUGGAGCGAAACAACAGGAAGAUUCAGGCCAAUUGACAAUGCCUGAGGUGAAAAGAGUAUUAUUAGUCGGUCUGAAUAUAAGUAUUAAAGGGCGAUUACCAAACCCUGAGAGUCAAGAAAAGAUGCGACCUUUACUUCAAUUAACUUUCUACCUUGUGGACAAGUUAGGUCGAUUUAAAUUGUCCAAAGAGGGCAAAAGUAAAGCUGAGAAGAAUCGCUUGCGAGUCGAAGAAGCUUUUCUGAAGACAACACACGCAGCUCGAGCUGAAGCAGCUGCUCAACGCAGAGAGGAACGCAGGAGAGUAGAGAAAGAAAAAAUUCUUCAAGAAGAAGAUCCAGAUAAGCAAAGGAAAUGGGAAGAAAAGGAGCAACGAAGACUUGCCAAAAAACGUGCUCCCAGAAUGAAGCAACUCAAAGUCAAAGCGUUGUGACCUCAUGAAACUUUACGAACCUUACAAGACUCUGCUUGAACAAACCUCAGACAUUCACGCAGCGUCGUUUCAGUUUUUUCAAGGCUCCGUCUUCUAAACGGGAAGACUAAUUUCAUCAAGAAGAAUAAUAUGAAUUUCCUUUCAUGGUGGUUGGAUGGGAUGUAAAGAAGGGAGAGAGUUGCAAAUUUCCGUUAAAGUACUCUACCGUACUUCUGAUUCUUACUGCCACUUUAUACUUCACAUGGUCUGCCUUUUCGUUAAAUUUUUAAGAGUUAUUUAUUUUCGUUAAUGUCAACAGAAAAGGGAAUGGCAAAUUGAUUUAAAGAUGUUGGUCUCGAAUUAUUUAAACUGAAGAAAAGUGCAUGUGCACCUGACAAGGGUUAAUUAUAAUUUAUAGAAAGAGUAUUUAUUGUAAUUGAGUGUUUAGAAUUUCUACAGAGUUUAAACCUUACGACCAGAUACUGACUCAUAUUUGUUGCAAAUAGAAAACACAGGUGCCUACUAGUUCUUUGAUUUCUUUUCGAUACUAGAAAAUCCCCUCAAGGAUUCUCAAAACAUUCAUUGUAAAUCUCUCAUUGUUUAUCACGGUCACAAUUUAGUGUAAACUCUCUCGUGUACCAGAAUUGUUAGAAUGUGAUUGGACAUUACAGUGGUAGAUCAAACGAGGAAGGUACUGUUAUAGGUACCAAGUCAUGCGCAUAACUGAUACAUCAUUGACUGUAUAUAACAAUAAACACACGGAUUUUCAAUAAGUCGAAAUAACAGUGGAAUAAAGUAAAGUUGACUAA
This is a messenger RNA of Orussus abietinus, 2477 nucleotides long. RefSeq names its product coiled-coil domain-containing protein 47. The record is from RefSeq and is a predicted model, not a curated record. Gene Ontology annotation, cellular component: endoplasmic reticulum. Bases 286 to 1689 code for a protein of 467 amino acids. Gene Ontology annotation, molecular function: calcium ion binding. Gene Ontology annotation, biological process: endoplasmic reticulum calcium ion homeostasis. The transcript is spliced from 4 exons. NCBI's taxonomy places the organism in Eukaryota, Metazoa, Arthropoda, Insecta, Hymenoptera, Orussidae.